This is a messenger RNA of Gossypium raimondii (Peruvian cotton), 1925 nucleotides long. Its product is annotated as F-box/kelch-repeat protein At1g74510-like. The record is from RefSeq and is a predicted model, not a curated record. The transcript is spliced from 2 exons. Gene Ontology annotation, molecular function: protein binding. Lineage: Eukaryota; Viridiplantae; Streptophyta; Magnoliopsida; Malvales; Malvaceae. The coding region runs from base 269 to 1588 and encodes 439 amino acids. Gene Ontology annotation, cellular component: nucleus.
CUCUCUUUCUCUCACAAAGCGAAUAUAAACUAUUAUCUGCUAUUCUUUGUGAGAGAUAAUCUGCAGCAAAUUGAGUUUUUAUUUAUUUAAUUUUUUGUUAAUCUGAUUUACAGAGAGAAUCGAAGGGCAACAAGCUAAAACCUUCAUUCUUUCUUAUCCAAUUUUACCUGAGGGUUGUUAUUUUCCUUAUUGACUGAUCAGUUUUGCAUAUAAUGAAGAAGAAAGGUAACUGUCCUGAUGCUCAGAUUACUUAAUUCUGACCAAGAUCAUGUUGGAGGGUCCAUCAUAUCUUGUGUCAAGGGAUUUUCCAAGCUCCUGCGAGCAAGAGAGCAAGUGGAUUUAUAACACUUUUCAUGUAACCGAGCUCGCAAGAAGCAAGUGCCGGAUGGAAGAUGGAGAAGACCAGAUGAUGAGAAAAGUUCUCAAGCCACUCGAAGGUGAUGAAAACAAGGGGGAAAAGGAGGAUAUGUCCCUUGCCCAGUUUGACCGACCAGAUAACCACUGCCACGCAGGUGAUCAUUCAGAAUCCAGUUUACUGAUCCAGCAGCUUGGGCAAGACAUCUCAAUUAACUGUCUCCUCCGCUGCUCGAGGUCUGAUUAUGGUGCCAUUGCAACUUUGAAUAAGGGUUUCCGCUUUGUUAUUCGGAGUGGUGAACUGUACAAGUUGAGGCGUGAAAUGGGAAUUGUUGAACAUUGGAUUUACUUUUCUUGCAGCCUUUUGGAAUGGGAGGCUUUUGAUCCAAUUCGUCAUCGAUGGAUGCAUUUGCCCAAAAUGACCUCUAAUGAAUGUUUCAUGUGUUCAGAUAAGGAGUCAUUGGCAGUUGGGACCGAACUUCUUGUUUUCGGAAAGGAAAUAUCGUCCCAUGUUAUUUAUAGAUAUAGCAUUUUGACUAACACGUGGUCAUCUGGGAUGAAGAUGAAUACACCCCGGUGUUUGUUUGGAUCUGCGAGCCUGGGCGAAAUUGCAAUUCUAGCUGGUGGUUGUGAUCCACAUGGGAAUAUUUUGAGCUCUGCGGAGCUUUAUAAUUCAGAAACCGGCAAGUGGGUGACCAUUCCAAACAUGAAUAAAGCAAGAAAAAUGUGUUCUGCUGUAUUUAUGGAUAGGAAGUUUUAUGUUAUUGGUGGAAUUGGGGUUGGGAGUGCAAAAACGCUGACAUGUGGGGAGGUGUAUGAUCUGAAGACGAAGACGUGGCAUGAGAUACCUAACAUGUAUCCUGCACGAAAUGGAGUGGCUGGAGCAACUGAAGCACCUGCCGCAGCUGAGGCACCUCCACUAGUGGCAGUUGUGAAUAAUGAGCUGUAUGCAGCUGAUUAUGCCCUGAAAGAGGUGAGGAAAUAUGACAAAGAGAAGAACUUGUGGGUCACACUAGGGGGACUACCUGACCAAGCAGUCUCUAUGAAUGGUUGGGGCUUAGCGUUUAGGGCCUGUGGGGAUCGACUAAUUGUUAUUGGCGGACCUAGGGCUUUAGGUGAAGGGAUGAUCGAGCUAAACUCUUGGGUUCCAAACGAGGGCCCACCACAAUGGAACUUGCUUGCAAGAAAGCCCUCCGGCAGUUUUGUUUAUAACUGUGCUGUGAUGGGAUGCUGAAAUGUGCAUCCAGUUUUGGUGGCACUGUGAUGCUGUACAAGUCCUUUUUCUGCUGGAACUUACAGCUCUGUCCUUCAAGGAGAAUGUGUUCUGGGUAAUCUCUGCCUUUCUUUUGUGGGAAAUCUCAUGCUUCAUGUAGAUGGAGAAGGUCUGGAGAUUUCUCUGCCUUUAUAGUUUUAUCAUGUUUAGUUGCUUUUGACCCCCCUUUCUUUUUCUUUUUCUUUUUGGGGUCACAGAAUUGUUCUUUUAUUUCAGGGUUUGUCAAAGGUUGGUUUUGGGUUGAACAUGCACAGUUAAAUAAUUUCAAGUCCCAGUACAUGUUAGGUCGUUUUCAAUA